CCAGCUCUCACGACAAACACAGGCUUCCCAAACACAUCAGCAUGUAUUCAGAGCUCGAGUGUGGAAUUUGUUAUCGGCCCUACAACGCGGGUCGGCAUUGUCCCAGAGAGCUGCACUGCAAACACAGUUUUUGCGAGAGCUGCCUGGUGACCCUCUCUCAACCCCAAGGCGGCGUUUCAUGUCCGGAUCGAGACAAGUUUAUCGUCUGCCCGCUUUGCCGACAGAUCACACACAUCUCCGGUGAAGCAAAAAUUAAACUGGCACUUAGGGUUGACGAGGACUUACUAGAACGGCUGUUGGCAGCAGGCGUCUCCGAGGGCGGUGCAGAGGAUGAAGAUGAAGACAAGAAAGGUGAAUGUUUUGAGGAGAGUGACGUCCAGAGUCUUCCCGAACCGGAACAGGGAUACUCAUCUUCCGUUUCUAGACCCGGCAGGCUACGGCGGUCUUUGACACGAGUCUGGGGGAAGAUCACGGGGACUAGCUAUAGCCUACAUCAGAGAGACAGAACAAAUCGCAUCACCGACGAUGAAAUGAAGGACCUUGCCAUAAUGGCUUGCUAUGUGUUUUAAGAGGACUGCUGCUUCAGAUACCCUGGAUAAUAUAAUAAGGACCACGUGGCCCAGCCUGCUUUGUAUGAGCCCACUAUUUCUGGUAGCCGAUGUGUAGAUUGAUGACAUUUUCCUGGCAAAAUUGGUGUCCAAGGAGGAGGAUGGACAAGUUAAUUUAUGUUUAUCUUGUAACUUUCUUAUUCAUGUGUAACUAUGUUAAGUAUUAGGACCGUACGGAUCCCGAACCAAAGCUUGAAUAUGGCUGACUGUAAAACAAACAACCAAUUACAAGUGAAACAUUUGGAGGAAAUGUUAAUCCUUGAUUCCAGUUUGAAUUUUUUUGCAUUAUUGGUGCUUGCAAUUAAAUUUUUAAUAAUGGA
Molecule: messenger RNA, 928 nt
Organism: Lampris incognitus (smalleye Pacific opah)
Lineage: Eukaryota; Metazoa; Chordata; Actinopteri; Lampriformes; Lampridae
Product: E3 ubiquitin-protein ligase-like
Exons: 2
Coding region: 42-569 (175 amino acids)
Biological process (GO): protein ubiquitination
Molecular function (GO): ubiquitin protein ligase activity
Source: RefSeq, a predicted model, not a curated record